This is a messenger RNA of Phytophthora infestans T30-4, 676 nucleotides long. RefSeq names its product eukaryotic initiation factor 4E, putative. Gene Ontology annotation, biological process: translational initiation. The record is from RefSeq and is a predicted model, not a curated record. Gene Ontology annotation, molecular function: RNA 7-methylguanosine cap binding; translation initiation factor activity. Gene Ontology annotation, cellular component: eukaryotic translation initiation factor 4F complex. Bases 161 to 676 code for a protein of 171 amino acids. NCBI's taxonomy places the organism in Eukaryota, Oomycota, Peronosporomycetes, Peronosporales, Peronosporaceae. The transcript has 4 exons.
GUGCGAUGUCUGGUGAGAAGCGUAAGUGGCGCCUCUCUCUUCCUGCGCUGACUCUGCGUGCCACCGCCUCUCAUUGCAUUCCCUCUCUGACAUCAUCUCUACCUGACACUGUGAUACUUUGCCUCUGUUUCGACUGGUUGUCGACACCUUCGGCUGGACCAUGACCUCAGUUACGAACAAGGAGGUGGCGACCGCGCCUGCCAUUGUGGAAAAAGGAGAGGAGGAAGAGCACCCCUUGCAGACGGGAUGGUCGCUCUGGUACGACAAGAAGAUGCCCAAGAAGAUUGACGUGGGAACUUACCAGUCGAACUUGCAGAAGAUUGCCAAUUUCAACACGGUGGAGGACUUCUGGCGCCACUACAUCCACGUGAAGCGUCCGUCGCAGCUGAGUCGUGAUGUGAACCUUUAUCUGUUCCGUGACCAGCCGAACUGCGCGCCGAUGUGGGAGGCUUUCCCUCAGGGUGGCUGCUGGAUCCUCAAGAUCAAGAAGAAAGCCAACGUACUCGGUAAGAUGUGGCAGGACCUGGUCUUUGCCGCCAUUGGUGAGGCUUUCGAGCAGCUUGACGUCGUGGGUAUCGCCAUGGCGAUCCGCUCUAAGGAGGACAUGCUGUCUGUCUGGAACGCCGACAACUCGGACGACAACACCCGCUUUGCUAUCGGGUGCGUGUUGGGCUGA